This is a messenger RNA of Pyricularia pennisetigena, 498 nucleotides long. RefSeq lists its product as uncharacterized. NCBI's taxonomy places the organism in Eukaryota, Fungi, Ascomycota, Sordariomycetes, Magnaporthales, Pyriculariaceae. Bases 1 to 498 code for a protein of 165 amino acids. The transcript has 2 exons. The record is from RefSeq and is a predicted model, not a curated record.
AUGAACAGAAGCCUGGUAGUCGUCACGUACUUUGCCCACCGGGCAGACGCCACCCCUGCCCGGCCGCCCGCGGCACGGUGGCUCGAACCAGUCGUCCACCACGACGCACUGGGUCGCCCUCGAGCUGCUCCUCCUCCACGAACACCUGCAAGCGCGCACAGCCGCCACAGGCCCUUGAAGGACCACCCGCAGGUGCUCGCGCGCGCGUCCACCGGCAUCUCCCGGGCGGGGACCUGCCGCUCUGCUGACCCGCCCCGGCACGGCUCGUCGCCGCACGGCGCCGUCCGCCACCACUUCAGCAUGUGGUCGGUCUCGGCAGGGGUGGGGACGGGCGGCCAGGGCGGUAUCGUCGCGGCGGCGGGAUGGGGGCAGCCGAGUACGCGCUCCCGCACGCGGCAGCACGUGUCAUCUGCACAGGGGCUCAGCGUCACGGUCGCCCGGGGCACGUCUCUGGGUUGCAGUGGAUGGGCUGGUCGGUGCCUGGGUGCGUGGCCAUGA